AUGGCCAUCUUCCGCUCGCUCGCCAUAGCACUCACCCUGGGAACCUGCGCAAGCGCAAAAUGGAUCGUCCCCGGCGCGCGCUGGGUCGAUACCGACGGCAACCUCUUCAACGCACACGCGGGCGGUCUCUGCGUCGACCAAGAUACCCGUCGAUUCUACUGGUUCGGCGAAUACAAGGUCGAGGGACAGGUUGAGGGCGGGGGGGUCUCAGUGUAUAGUUCCGAUGAUCUUGCGAGUUGGACGUCGCAUGGUUUGGCACUAGCGCCAAUCGAGAACCACACAUAUAUCUCGCCGCAUAACCGCAUUCAGAGGCCGAAGGUUAUCUAUAGUGAGGAGACGGGGCUGUAUCAUAUGUGGUGGCACGCCGACGACAGCAGUUACUCGUGGCUGCUGCAAGGCCUCGCGACAUCACCCCACAUCGCCGGUCCGUACACGUUCAUCGACGCGAGCUCGCCGCUAGGAAACUGGUCGCAGGAUUUCGGCGCCUUCACGGACUACAAAACCGGAAGCUCAUACGCCCUGUAUUCGAACGGGGAUACAGUCGAGGGGCGCGACAUCUACCUGGGCAAGUUCAACAGCAACCUCACGGCCGUUGAGAAAGUGACGUAUCGAUUCCCGAAAUACGAUUUCGAGGCGCCGACUAUCCUGCAGACGGAGAGGAGUUAUUACGCCCUUAUGAGUCAUAAGACGGGGUAUAGGCCUAAUAAUGUCGUGGCGAUGCGCGCCGAUCGGUUGGAGGGUCCCUGGUCGCAGCCGUUCUUUGUUGCACCAGCGUAUACACGGACAUUCAGCACGCAGUCUGGGUUCUCGUGGCGAAUCGAGGGGACGAAAAAGACGACUUAUCUGUACAUGGCCGACCAGUGGGAUCUGAACUCCCUCUGGGAAAGCCGCAACGUCUGGCUUCCAAUUGAGAUUGAUGACCGAGAAGGCAGUCUCCAGGUUGUAUGGCACGAUAUCUAUGAUCUGAACGUAAAAACGGGAGAAUGGAAGCCCAUCAAGGGGAAAACAUAUAUCGCAAAGCACGCAAAACUCGCCGGAGGUGCCUAUCUUCAAGAAGCCACCUUUGCGAGCGGAAACCGCAUAGCAACAGGCAUCUACGGAAACGACAGCACCGUCACCUUCACCGUGCAGGGCGACGGAACCGAACAAUGGGUCUCGUUCUACCACCAGAACAUCGACGACAUGGGCUUCGGCGACCAACCAAUGGGCCAGCCCGACCGCAUAAACGGCACCUGGCAACUCCGGCGGAUCAGCAGCGUGGUAGUGAACGGCGAUACAGACAACGUGCACACGCUAUACCAAAAGGACACGCACAAGGGGGUUAUUCUCUCGACGCCGCUACUGCUUCCGCUGAAGAAGGGACCGAAUACGCUCACGGUUGGUGGGCUGUGGAAUGGAUUUGACGUCAAAGGGGCGGAUUUGGAUCAUGUUGUUGUUUAUCCGCCGGAGGGGAAGACGCAGGGGCAUAGGGCGAGGAGUUUGAAUUGGUUUGGGGUUUGGUAG
Messenger RNA from Aspergillus calidoustus, 1503 nucleotides. NCBI's taxonomy places the organism in Eukaryota, Fungi, Ascomycota, Eurotiomycetes, Eurotiales, Aspergillaceae. The record is from the annotation of a GenBank genome assembly.